Lucilia cuprina (Australian sheep blowfly) is the source of this 2502-nucleotide messenger RNA. It is a transcript of the gene kumpel, whose product is annotated as sodium-coupled monocarboxylate transporter 1. The transcript is spliced from 10 exons. The record is from RefSeq and is a predicted model, not a curated record. NCBI's taxonomy places the organism in Eukaryota, Metazoa, Arthropoda, Insecta, Diptera, Calliphoridae. Gene Ontology annotation, biological process: sodium ion transport; transmembrane transport. Gene Ontology annotation, cellular component: membrane. Gene Ontology annotation, molecular function: symporter activity. Bases 412 to 2394 code for a protein of 660 amino acids.
AAAAAACGAAAAAAAUAAAAAAAUAUAAUUCAAUAAAAAUCGAUUACAGAUCUUAAUAGAAAAAAUAGAAAAUCACAAAAUAGAAUUAAUACAAAAAAGUAAAGCAACAACAAAAGGAAAAAGUCCAGUGAAUUUGUUAAGAUAUUGUUAAAAAUAAAAACCAAUUUAAAUGUGAAUAUAAACAGCAAAAAAAAAAAAACACAAUAUUCAACAAAACUUCAUCAAUUGAAAGUCAAAGAGAGAGAUAAAGGGUAGAACGACAUAGAUGUCAACAGACACAACAGGAUACAGCACUUUACAUCUACAGACAUAGAGAAAAACGCCAAGUAAAAAAACUCCUCGAAGAAGUUCACUAAAGAAGUAAAAACAAAUCAAUUUAAUAAACUUACAACAACAUUUCGAAAAAGCAAAAUGAGCAGCAGUACAACAACUGCUGAACAACUAGUUGCAACAACUAUGUCCAAUAUUAAAGGAACAAUGUUAAACUUAAUUACCACCACCACACCACAAGCAACAAAAAUCGAUUCGACUACAACAUCAACAACUACUACCAGUACUUUAAGUCCAACAUCAUCAGCAAUGCCAUCCGUUUCCUCUACUGCUUCUCAUCAUGAAGAUGGUGAGAAAAUCCUUAAUGUUUCUGACUUAAGUACAUCCAUGCAACAUUUCGGUGUGAUGGACUAUUGUGUUUUUGUUUUGAUGUUAAUCGUUUGUGCCGGUAUUGGUUUCUAUUUUGGUUUUAUCGAAAAGAAGAAAAAGAAACAACCAAAUAUAGAAAAACGUCGUGGCUCAGAGGCAUUAGAUUACUUGGUGGGUGGUCGUAAGAUGAAAGUGUUUCCAGUAUCUUUAUCCUUGGUCGCCAGUUUCGUUUCGGGCAUCUCCCUGUUGGGAACAUCCACCGAGAUUUAUGUUUAUGGUACACAAUAUGCUUUCAUCUUAGUGACAUUGGCUUUGUCUGGCGUUAUUUCGUGGUACAUCUUCUUGCCCGUUUUCUGUAAUUUACAAUUGACAUCGACAUAUGAGUACUUUGAGAAACGAUUUAGUCGUCGCAUGCGUCUUUUCGGUGCUGCUCUCUUCAAUCUCAAAACUGUUUUGUGGCUGCCAAUUGCUGUCUAUGUUCCGGCCUUAACUUUUAGUCAAGUUAGUGGUAUUGAUAUACACACCAUUGCUCCCAUGGUCAUUGUGAUCUGUACAUUCUAUACAUGUGUGGGCGGUAUUAAAGGCGUUGUCUGGACUGAUGUUAUACAAAGUAUUAUAAUGUUUGCCUCCAUGAUUGUACUCAUGAUCAAGGGUACUAUAGAUUUGGGUGGUCUACAGGUAUUAUGGCAACGUAACUUAGAUGGAGGACGUCUUAAUUUUCCGGACAUCACUUUGGAUCCUACUGUGCGAAUGAGUGUUUUGUCGGUUUUUGUGGGUGGUACCUUUUUUAAACUUCAAAAUACCUCCAUCAAUCAGCCCACUAUACAAAGAUUUAUGUCACUGCCAAAUAUACACAAGAUAAAGCAGACUUUAUAUACAUUUUCCAUAGGUCUGACUCUACUCUAUAUGGUGUGUAUUUAUGUGGGUCUAUUGGCAUAUGCCACCUAUUACGAUUGUGAUCCUAUGGCAACGGGGUUGGCCCCUGCCCGAGAUCAAUUAGUACCUUUGUUGGUCAUGGAUGUUUUGGGUAAAUUUCCCGGUAUGCCUGGUCUAUUUGUGGCUGGUGUUUUUAGUGCUGCCCUAAGUUCUUUGUCAACCUAUUUAAACUCUUUGGCAGCUGUUACUCUAGAAGAUUUGGUUAAACCUUAUUGGAAAAGGGAUUUAAGUGAACGUGCCACGGCUAUAAUAUUACGAUCAGUGGUCAUAGUUUUUGGCUUAAGUUCCAUUUGUCUGGUGUAUGUGGUGGAGAAAUUGGGCAUGGUUUUACAAUUAUCCGCCACUUUGCAAUCUAUAGUCUAUGGACCCAUGUUGGGUAUAUUCACUGUUGGCAUGUUAAUGCCCUGGAUAAAUGAAAAGAGCGUUUUAACUGGCAGUAUAGUGGCCUUUCUAAGUAUGGCUUGGAUUUGCAUAAAUGCUCAAAUAGCGAAUGUAACUGGUACUUUUCGUCAUCCCAAAUUGCCCAUAUCUAUUGAGGGAUGUGAUUAUGAGUUUGAUAUGACCAAAUAUUUGAACUCUACAUCGGAAUAUCUUCCCAGUCAGGGCACAGCUAUUUAUCAUGUCUCCUUUCUAUUGUAUACUGGUUUGGGUGCUUGUAUUGUCUUAGUGGCUUCCAAUGUAGCAGCUUUGUAUUUUGGUUUUAUGGAUGUUCACAAAGUGGAUGAGAAAGUAUUGGCACCAUGGGUGGCUAGAUUUUUAAAGAAAUAUAAAUAUUCAGAAGUGGAACUCAAGGAAUUUGAAGCCGAUAAUACUAAAUAAGACGAAGAUGUAUAAUAAACAAAAGUAUUCAACUUAAAAUUAUAAAUAAAAUUUAUACAAAAUUUUAACCAGUGCAUAAAAAUAAUAAAGCUAUUUCAGUUACAACCA